Anopheles maculipalpis is the source of this 672-nucleotide messenger RNA. RefSeq lists its product as uncharacterized. The transcript is spliced from 4 exons. The record is from RefSeq and is a predicted model, not a curated record. NCBI's taxonomy places the organism in Eukaryota, Metazoa, Arthropoda, Insecta, Diptera, Culicidae. Gene Ontology annotation, molecular function: copper ion transmembrane transporter activity. Bases 2 to 559 code for a protein of 185 amino acids. Gene Ontology annotation, biological process: copper ion transmembrane transport; intracellular copper ion homeostasis. Gene Ontology annotation, cellular component: plasma membrane.
GAUGCACAUGUCCUUUUGGUGGGGCUCCGACGUGGGCGAUGUGUUCUUCUCCGGAGUUACCGUUAAUGGCACGGGACCAAUGGUGGCACUCUGCCUCACACUGACAGCGCUAUCCGUUGCCUACGAAGGGCUGAAGAUCCACGGUGCUAAGGUACGCGCACGUACGGCAAGAGAACGGGUACGGUCCGGAUCGUGUCCGCCAAGUGAAAGUGCCACACUGCUGUCGCUGGAAGGAAGUGUCAGCAAUGGUCCACUGACCGGUAGCACUUUGUCACGCCGGAUCCGUAGGCUGCUUUCGGAAGCGAUUACGUUCCUGUUCCACAGCAUGCUAGGAUAUGCGCUGAUGCUGACGGUGAUGGUGUACAACGGGUAUCUGUUUAUUGCCGUGGUUGGUGGUAUGGGGCUCGGGUACUUCCUAUUCGGGCAUCUUUCGAUGAAGGUGAACAUGGAGAAUAUUCAGGCACAGCAGACAAAGAUGAUCUGUACUACGCGCUGUUUGCAGCAAGCUGAAAGCUGCGCAAUGAGCCAUUCGGCACCCUGUCCAACCGGUAAUCGGUAAACCCGUCCGCAUCGACCAGUCUUGAGCAUUAUCCGCGUAGCUCGUCAGCAGACAUCGAAAGUGCUUCAAACAGUCCGCCUAAUGCCGUAGCCCAUAGCUCUGGAUGUCAUUAG